UUUAGACGGUAUUUUUUCAACGCCAAGUUCAUUCCUUAUGGAACAGUUAUGAUUUAUAUACAUUACAACUUGGAGUCAAAUCAAAGGAGUCGCAGGUACUUUUGUCAUGGCAAAUCCAAAAUUGAAAAUUGCUUCACCACGAUUAUUUCUAAAAUCCGUGAUUCCAUCCUUCUCCAACUCCCAUGGCAUCCAAUCUGGAGAAAAUCGUCAGCAUUUCAGCACCCAUCGUCAUCCACUCGCAAGGAAUCAGCGUGGUGGAGCUGUUCGCAGAUCGGCACAGAAUGCCCGAAUCGAUGCUACCGGAUGUCGCUUCCUUGAUGUUUGUCACGGCAACUAGCAUGAUUGUCACGAAAUGGUUGGAGAAAAAUCCCGCACGACUUUUGGGUCACGUAGGUGACGGUAGAGGUGGCGGAGUGGAAUCGUUAGUCUAUCUGUUGAUUGGGGUUCUUGCCAAUGUAGCUGCUUGUGAUUUGUCGUUGCGGGUGUUAUGGAUACCGAUUCAGUACUUUCUACGCUACUUGAAGGAUCAGCAAGUAUUGGUUUUCGCGAUCCGUUGGAUGUUCUUCUAUUUUCGUUACUUCCGGUUUACACGGCACGUUCUCAUUAGCUGGAUCAAAGCGGCCCAUAACGAAACCGGCUUCCUGUUUGCGCGGAACCUGGUGGCCGCUGCAUACCUGCUGACCACAUUGCAUGCACUCUAUUAUUUUGCUGUAGUUAAGAGGCUACGCAACCUGAGAAACAAAAGAAAUCAUCCAUCCAUGUGCUGCGACGCGAGUGAGAGAUGAGCAGUAAAAUUGCACUGUUCCUAGCCGUUCUUCUUCACGCCGGACUGAAAAUUUUAGUUUUUAUGGAUCCACCAAUGAAUGCCUCCGGAUGCUGCACACUUCGUCUCAACGCAAGAAGUGUUCUAUUUCUAAGUUCGAUCGUUAUGUAUCUCUCAAAAACCAAGAUAUUUCCGCAGCGAUAUCGUAAGGUUCCCGUAUCGGCCCAGGCUGUGGUAGAAUUUUUCUUUUUCCUGCUAUCGAUAGAAAUUGCCAUGAUAGCGGGCUGGUGCCGAAUAGAAGCGUUGCUGUUCAAACUACUCGAAUGUAUGUCCUCGGGCCAGCAGUCCAUGUUGUACGCCGAUAUGGGCGGUGAAAGCUUGGUGGAAUUUUUGGUCACGUUGCUCAGUUUUGUUGCCUUUGUAAUAACGGCAACGGCCACUGGAUACACGGAUGUUGUUUCGGUAGUUUGUAGGAAAGCAAUGAACAAGCUGGAGGAAGUGAUAGAAAAAGUACGAGGGAAAAGAAAUACGGAUCCUUGCCGCAUCUGUUGUUCGCCUCCGAUUGAGGAAGCAGCUGCUGAGGGAACCGCACAAGUUUAUGACACUAGAACACCACGACGCGCCGCCAGGAGACCGCGAAGCAGAGACAGCACCGGAUACGCAAGCUAUCUUGAGAUGCAUCGGAGAUCGCCUUCUUCGAGAAGAUCGUCUUGUAGGAGACGGUGAAUUUGACUAAAUCAACCGAUGAUCGAGUAAGGAUGAUUGAAAUUUAAGAUUAUUUAACUGAAUAAGUUUUCGAUUUAUAAGAAGCAUCAAAUAAAAUUUCGGGUUGUGUGAUUAUCACUGCAUAAAGAA
This is a messenger RNA of Aedes aegypti (yellow fever mosquito), 1618 nucleotides long. RefSeq lists its product as uncharacterized. The record is from RefSeq and is a predicted model, not a curated record. Bases 183 to 785 code for a protein of 200 amino acids. Lineage: Eukaryota; Metazoa; Arthropoda; Insecta; Diptera; Culicidae. The transcript has 5 exons.